Messenger RNA from Sorex fumeus (smoky shrew), 882 nucleotides. It is a transcript of the gene SNCB, whose product is annotated as synuclein beta. Gene Ontology annotation, biological process: synapse organization; synaptic vesicle endocytosis; chemical synaptic transmission. Bases 354 to 758 code for a protein of 134 amino acids. The transcript has 6 exons. Gene Ontology annotation, cellular component: axon terminus; cytoplasm; neuronal cell body. The record is from RefSeq and is a predicted model, not a curated record. Lineage: Eukaryota; Metazoa; Chordata; Mammalia; Eulipotyphla; Soricidae. Gene Ontology annotation, molecular function: cuprous ion binding.
AGAUGUCACCCUCCCCGCCCCCUGUCAGUCAGGCCGAGGGGGCGGCGCGGCCGCCAGGGGGGGGCGCUGAGCUCAGAGCUGCCGCAGCGCCGGAGUCGGAGCGCGCGAGCAGGCAGGGCGCAAGGCGCGAGCUGUGUGGCUGGCGACGCACCCCAGGCCCGGGCUUUGCUGCGCCCCGGCUCAGGGCCGGCGCCCCCCCGCCUGCUGCAGACCCACCUGAGCGCCUGCAUCCCCCAUCGCUCCCCUGACCCCUCCCAGCCGGGCCGAGCCGAGCCCCCUGGGUGCACCCGCCGCAGCCGCUGCCGCAGCCGCUUCCUCCAUCCCCAGCCCGGCCCCGAAUCCAGACCGCCAGGAUGGACGUGUUCAUGAAGGGCCUGUCCAUGGCCAAGGAGGGCGUCGUGGCCGCCGCGGAGAAAACCAAGCAGGGGGUCACCGAGGCGGCGGAGAAGACCAAGGAGGGCGUCCUCUACGUCGGAAGCAAGACCAGAGAGGGCGUGGUACAAGGCGUGGCCUCAGUGGCUGAGAAAACCAAGGAGCAGGCGUCACAUCUGGGGGGAGCCGUGUUCUCCGGGGCGGGCAACAUCGCGGCAGCCACAGGCCUGGUGAAGAAGGAGGAAUUCCCGACCGAUCUGAAGCCUGAGGAAGUGGCCCAGGAAGCUGGUGAGGAGCCUCUGAUCGAGCCGAUGAUGGAGCCAGAAGGGGAGAGCUAUGACGAGGCGCCCCAGGAGGAGUAUCAGGAGUAUGAGCCAGAGGCGUAAGGGCCCAGGACGGCGCCCCCACCAGCAGCACAAUCCUUCCCCUGUCCCCUGCCCCGCCCCCCAAAAGCCAGGGCUGUCCUUUAACCACACACACACACACACACACACACACACACACACACAC